Molecule: messenger RNA, 1107 nt
Organism: Rotaria socialis
Lineage: Eukaryota; Metazoa; Rotifera; Eurotatoria; Philodinida; Philodinidae
Source: the annotation of a GenBank genome assembly
AUGGAAAAUGAUACUACAUCGACAAAAAGAAAAUUUGAAGAUAACGAAACGAAUAAUACAAAUAACUCGACACCAAUAAUUAUCGAUAAUGAUAAUGAAGAAACAACGGUAAAAAGAUUAAAAACAAAAAAAAAUGUUCGUUUUGAUGAUGUUACCGUGUAUUAUUUUGCACGUAGUCAAGGUUUUGUAAGUGUGCCUAGUCAGGGAGCAGUCACUCUUGGUAUGGUUCAUGAACACUCGCAUGUUGAGCAAUAUUCUGUUGCCGAUUUUUCACGUCUACGCCGUGCACUACAUAAAUCCAUAUUACGCGAAAGAAAAUUACUUCCACCGGAAACAUCUUCAACAGCUAUUGAUAGUGAUAAUAAAGAUGAUGAUGAUGGUGACGAUGAAGAACCUCUACCUGUUGAUGAUUAUUAUUUUGUUCAACCUAUAGCCACACGACAACGUCGCACACUAUUAAAACAAGCUGGUCUUGUUAAAAUAGAUGCAACUGAAAAGCAUGAGUUAACAUUAAUAAGACGUUCGCGUGAAGUAUGUGGAUGUUCAUGUACUCGUGAAACAGGUGGUUGUCAACCAUCUACAUGUGAUUGUUAUCUUAAUGGUAUUGCGUGUCAAGUUGAUCGUUUAACAUUUCCAUGUCCAUGUGCAACAAUGCUUUGUAAAAAUCCGUUGGGAAGACUUGAAUUUAAUCAGAAUCGUGUGAGAAAUCAUUAUUUUGAAACGAUAACACGAUUGGAAGCCGAGAAAAAUCAAGAAAACUGUAUUUUAGAAUUUCCUAUUAUUCAAGAAAAUAAUCCUGAUGAUCUAUCGAUUGUAGCAUUUCUUUUGUCAUCAAUUAUAUCCGAGAUUGAAUUUCGAGAUGAUGAAAUAUUUUCGGUUCUUUAUUCAAUGGUUUCUGCUGUUGAUGACUCAAUAAGGAUUGAUGAAGAAUCUUCAUCAAUUAUUCCAUCGUGUAAUAUAGAUGCAAACAUAUAUGAUCCUCUGCAAUUACUAUCAAACGAUUACUCAAUGCAAACCCAGCGAGUAUGCCAUAUAAAUCCAUUAAAAUUAUCUCUACGACGAAAGUUACCUUCCUCAGCACCCAUGAUUUCAACUGAACUAUCAUAA